AGUUUUGCUUUGGCAUUGCAUCGGGUUUGUUCGUUCGUUCGGGUGUGCGCGCUUCGAAAGGCAAGAGGAGAAAAAUUUGCAAAAUCAGCAGAAAAUCGAUUCCACUUCCGCACAGUGCUUUGAUUAAUCAACGUAUUUUCCUGCGAAAGCAAAACACUUGCCACCAUGUCGACGGAAAAGGAAAACAUUUUCCUCUUUGUGCCGAACCUGAUUGGUUACGCCCGGAUCGUGCUGGCCAUCGUGUCCUUUUACUACAUGCCCACGAACUACGUGAUUGCCAGCUGGUGCUACAUCAUCAGCGUGCUGCUGGACGCCCUCGAUGGCCACGCCGCCCGCCACUACAAUCAAUCCACCAAAUUCGGCGCCAUGCUCGACCAGCUGACGGACCGGUGCGGCACGAUGGGCCUGCUCGUCACCCUGAGCUACUUCUACCCGCGGUACAUGUUCUGGUUCCAGGCGUCGAUGGCCAUCGACGUGGCCUGUCACUGGUUCUACCUGCACACAACCGUCCUGCAGGGCAAAACGUCGCACAAGUUCAUCGACAUGUCCGGCAAUCCGAUCAUGCGCGUCUACUACACGAACCGGAUCGUGCUGGGGCUGAUGUGUCUCUUCAACGAGCUGUUUUACGCCGCGCUCUACCUGCUGUACUUUACCCCGGGACCGUUGAUCCUCGGAAUGUCCUCGUUCAAGCUGCUGGCGAUCGUGUCGGCCCCGGUGGCGAUCGCCAAGACGGCCAUCUCCGUGAUCCACGGGUACGUGGCCAGCCUCAACAUUGGCGUGAUUGACGUGGCCGAGCGGGAGGCCCAGCGGGAGCGGGAAGCGGCCAAAAAGCCCCAGUAAGGCGUGACGUUCCGGUCGUCGUGGUCUCUUGAAACUCUGCUUGAAGUACCUGACCUGGAAGAGGGCAGAACCCAGAGACCAUCGCCAAACAAGUAUUCGCGCGGUCAAUGUCGAGUUUAAUAUGGAUGUCGUGUAAACUAACCCAUUACUUCCCUUACGUGUGACUGUCAGUAAUCGAUGUUUUGUUUAGCAAAUACAAAAGGGGAAAAUCGGGAACAAAUCGGUUCCAGGGUUUAAGGUUAAUGCAGAGCAGGAUUGGAAUUCGUACCAAAAAUAAGGAAAAGAGUUAUGACAAUUUACUUUACACAAACACACACUAAAAACACAUGAGACUGCAAAGUCUAGCCAAAAUGAGAGAGAAAACGAGAAAUCGAAACGAAAAUACUUAGUUAAGGUUCUAAAGUCACUCUAACUUGCACCUGUAACACACGCUGGUAAACAACACAGAAGUUGGUAACAUUUACGUUUUUUAAACAAAUCAGUCAAGCCAUUGAGAAGCAGCACUUUCACGCUUUAUCAUUCCACGAGGACGAGGAAAUAAAAUGAAAAUUUGAUAUUAUUAAAAAAAAAAUGAAGGGGAAGAGUGAUGUUGUAGCAGCAGCCCAGUGUGAGGUUAUCCCUUUCUUGUGGUAGAGAAAAAAAUAUAGGUUCGUAAGAAUAUCCGAAUGUUUCACACACCUUUCACCGAGUAGUAGAUUAGUAGAAGAAAAAAAAACGUGGUCAUUGAUCGAUGUUGCACCCAGAAAGAAAUUUCAUUUCUAGAUUUUUAGACGAGGCUGUUUGGUGUGGGGAAAAACAAGCAAGCAGCGAAACAAAUAUUAUCAAAUAAAUAAAGAGAACUAUGUAGAGUUAGUUUACUGUAA
This is a messenger RNA of Culex pipiens pallens (northern house mosquito), 1703 nucleotides long. Its product is annotated as CDP-diacylglycerol--inositol 3-phosphatidyltransferase-like. Lineage: Eukaryota; Metazoa; Arthropoda; Insecta; Diptera; Culicidae. Gene Ontology annotation, cellular component: Golgi apparatus; membrane. Bases 166 to 840 code for a protein of 224 amino acids. The record is from RefSeq and is a predicted model, not a curated record. The transcript has 4 exons. Gene Ontology annotation, molecular function: CDP-diacylglycerol-inositol 3-phosphatidyltransferase activity. Gene Ontology annotation, biological process: phosphatidylinositol biosynthetic process.